Molecule: messenger RNA, 231 nt
Organism: Aphanomyces invadans
Lineage: Eukaryota; Oomycota; Saprolegniomycetes; Saprolegniales; Verrucalvaceae
Exons: 1
Coding region: 1-231 (76 amino acids)
Source: RefSeq, a predicted model, not a curated record
AUGCUGCCGCUCUUCGAAAAGUCGGUGGCCAUUCAACCGCUCUACUUAGCGCAUGGUCAACCUCACCAUGGCGGAUUUGUUGCAGAUGAACAAGCAAGCGAUCUCGAAGAGUACCGUCGUUUCCAGCGAGAAGAAAACCCGGACUUGCCCUACGACGAGCUCGAGGCAUUCGCUCCAUCAACUUCGUCGACGCAAAAGUGCCCUCAACUUGCCCAACACACGGGCCGAUGA